Sesamum indicum (sesame) is the source of this 934-nucleotide messenger RNA. It is a transcript of the gene WCRKC2, whose product is annotated as WCRKC thioredoxin 2. NCBI's taxonomy places the organism in Eukaryota, Viridiplantae, Streptophyta, Magnoliopsida, Lamiales, Pedaliaceae. The record is from RefSeq and is a predicted model, not a curated record. Gene Ontology annotation, cellular component: chloroplast stroma.
AUUUGUUCCUUGUAUAAAAAUCUUUAAAGUACUUUUCAGCUCUUCCUCAUUCUUUCCGCCGAUCUAUUUCAGUUCCUCAAUUCCUACAGAAAGAAAGAUCCCAACUCCUUAAUAUCUUACUUAAACUACACUGAGUUUUUAGUGUUAUGGAAGUUUUUCCAUCCCUUAAAACGCAGAAUUCAAGAAUCCCGCUGUCAUACAAGCCGUACUGUUCCAUCGAUUCUAAGAGAAAAUCCGUUUUCAAUUGUCGAUCAAAUUUCAUUUAUUGGAGCAAUUUUCGUGGAAUUAAGGGUCGGAGAUUAGGAUUAUGUAGUAGUUAUAAUGAAGCCGGGUCGAUUACUCAGCCGGGUUUGGAAAACAUGCCGCUUUCGGUGGAGCUGGAGCCUAUUUCCAGCGAAUCCCAGUUCGAUCGGGUCGUCGCUGAGGCGCAACAGCUCGAAGAAUCUGUAGUUGUUUUAUGGAUGGCAAGCUGGUGCAGGAAAUGUAUAUAUUUGAAACCAAAACUGGAAAAAUUAGCAGCUGACUAUUACCCAAGAAUAAGAUUUUACUCUGUUGAUGUCAAUAAUGUUCCCCACAAACUCGUUGUCCGUGCUGGAGUUACUAAGAUGCCUACAAUUCAGCUCUGGAGGGAUGGCAAGAAACAGGCAGAGGUGAUUGGAGGCCACAAAGCAUAUUUGGUUGUUAAUGAUGUUCGAGAAAUGAUAGAAAAUGAAAAUGGCGUGUAGUUUUCUGCAGUUUUUCCCUUUGGUAUAAGUGAAAUAGAGUUGGUUGUUCUAUAGAGGAGUAGUUUGGUUUUGGAUGGAUGGGGGGCAACACAUUUGAUCCAGCAACAAAUUUUCCAUUUUUGAUCGUUGAAUCUUUUUGUUUUUUGUUUUAGGCCUUAAAAGAAAAGGAAAAGGUUUAUCAUUUAAAAGUAGUGUAACCAUUUUUCUCA